AUGUCAUUGAGAUUCUCUUAUGAGAAGUAUAUGAACCUUAUACAGUACCCGGAACACUGGGGAAACCCAAUACCCCAAGAAAUAUCCAAGAAAGUGAUCUAUAACACCUUGUCACCCUGUAUAUGCGUUCAGAGUAAUUCUGUACUCGAUAACCACCUAAGAGAAAUGUAUAACAUCGAUUCGGUUUCGAUGUUAUUUCGAUACUUUGGCGAUUACAUUCAAGAUAGAGAUCAAAUCGCAUCUGCAAGUAAUCUAAAUCUAGAUGGGGUAAAUAAUGGGGGCGCAGGGGUGAAAUCUAGGAGAAGACAUCGUUCAGACUCUUUAUCCCAGAGACAAGCAUCUGAAUGCGUACGAUUCACGCGAUCCCUUGAAGACCUUAUUUCGAUAGACUCAGAGGAUCAUAUUCUACAACCUAAUGAUAUCGAUCGAUUUCUCUCACAAUAUCUAGAGAAACUAGAACCUUUGAUGGAGAAACAUGAUAGCCCUAGUAAAAUUUUAAAGCAUUCCAUUUAUCACCGAUUUUUCAUCACACUCUCCUCCAUAAACCUCUCGCGAUACCAUACUUUCCAUCAUCCAGUAGCGGCCCUCUUACCAAUAGAUAUCACAAAAGGGCAAGGCUAUGAUUAUGCGAAAGAGAUUCUAAUCAGCUUCAAAAAUUUGCAUAAUAACCUAAGCCAUUUCCCCGAAUUCAUCAACAUAAAUGAUAUUUUACCCAUAUUCGUUCUUUGUUAUGAUGAGAAUUCUAGGGAACAAUGGGAGGCUGUACAGUCUCUUAUCAAGAGCUUAAAAAAACAGUUGUUCGUAGAGAGUGUUCCAAUUCCUCUCUUCACCACUUACGAACAUGCUCCACUAACCACAUUGCAUUCACCAAUUACUGUAUCAUUACACGAACAAGUAUUCAGCAUGUCAAAUCCAGUGUCAAUUAACGUACCAUCAAUUCUACUGAACCACAUUUAUGAUACGAUCACAUCUAUAGUAGAGGGUCUGAUGAUUCCUUUUAUGCAUAGGAAGCUAGUAUUUUGGGAUGAAACUGUCUUACAACCUCGAAAGAGUAUAUUUCAAAGCAACAAAUUCUUCAGAAAGUUUAUAUCCCCCAAAACUAAUCACCCUACUCCACAUAAAAUAAUUAAAAACCAGGAUACAGGCGCAGAAGAUAUUAUGUUCCCUGCUGGAUCCCCCGAGUUUCUUUUAAGGAAACUUGCAGAUUGGUCAUUCAUGUUAUCUGACUUCAAAAAGGCAUAUUCGAUCUAUGAUUUGUUAACCAAAGAUUUUGAAGCAUAUCCUCAAUAUUUAGCUCCAUGUCUUGAAGCAAAGUCUGUUUCUUUAUUAAUGGGUGCCCAAAAUAUUAUAACUGCUAAAACGAUUAAAACAGAAGUCGAUCCAUUGAUGAAACGCGCCAUUGAGCAGUAUAAAAAAGAAGAUGGAAAACAUGACCUUCAUUUAAUACAUUGCAUUUUGACAUUUUCCGAUUUGCUACUCUCCCUAAGUGACACAUGGGUUUCAUCUCCAUUGGCAAUAAACUAUCUUACUUAUAUUCUAAACUUCAAUUUAUUGGGUCCGUAUGCUUCUGUUAUCAUUUGGGAAAGAAUUGCAUAUGCUUACGAGAUUUGUAUUGAUCUGAGAGUUAGUGAACAUACUUUACCGAGAGUCGAUGAACUGAAGGCACUAGAUAUAGACGAUGAAAGUAGAGAAAGCAUUGCUGAGAAAGGUAACGAUUAUGAAGAAAAUAGAUGGGAGAAUCCUGAUAAAUUGGUGUUUGAUAAUUUAAGGUCUGAAGGUUUAACAAGAUUUAGAAAAUAUUCUCUAUACCAACUAGUUGCUGCAAAAAAAUGGACUGAACUACACAAGGAUAACCAGGCCAAGUGGUGUAUGUACCAAGCCACACCCGUUUACGAGAAAUUAAAAUUAUCCAAGAGAGAAGAUGGCCUAUUCCAUAGAUUAAAUGUUUCCCUAUCUUGA
This is a messenger RNA of Kluyveromyces marxianus DMKU3-1042, 1959 nucleotides long. It is a transcript of the gene TRS85, whose product is annotated as Trs85p. The record is from RefSeq and is a predicted model, not a curated record. The transcript has a single exon. NCBI's taxonomy places the organism in Eukaryota, Fungi, Ascomycota, Saccharomycetes, Saccharomycetales, Saccharomycetaceae. Gene Ontology annotation, biological process: endoplasmic reticulum to Golgi vesicle-mediated transport; protein localization to phagophore assembly site. Gene Ontology annotation, cellular component: cytoplasmic vesicle; TRAPPIII protein complex; phagophore assembly site. The coding region runs from base 1 to 1959 and encodes 652 amino acids.